Cladophialophora yegresii CBS 114405 is the source of this 975-nucleotide messenger RNA. RefSeq lists its product as uncharacterized. Lineage: Eukaryota; Fungi; Ascomycota; Eurotiomycetes; Chaetothyriales; Herpotrichiellaceae. The transcript has a single exon. The record is from RefSeq and is a predicted model, not a curated record. Bases 1 to 975 code for a protein of 324 amino acids.
AUGACUGUCCAUCCUCCCAGUGUUAACGCGGCCGACACGGACAACAAAGCCUCAGCCUCUCCAGCUCUUCGACAAAGCAAGCUAUCAUGGAGCUCAGACGGAAGACUGAAGGCGCAACCGCCGGCCAGCGCAAAGUCGGAAGACAGGGAUGAACUAGUGAAAGUUGCGAAAGAAACAAUCUCGGUCCUGCCUGGUCUCCUCGUCACCAGACCCGACGCAAAGCCAGAUGGCUACCUCUACGACAAGGACCGAAUCGCACCGCUUGAUCAGAGCUUCUGUCCAAGGCUGCCCAAGACAAAAGUCCGAGUGAUUAGCAGUGAUACCAUUGACGCCGCACUCCAACUCAGCCGUGCACCUUCUGACAAGCCGAUCUGUAUUCUCAACAUGGCGAAUGCAAUCCACGCUGGAGGUGGUUUCAGAACCGGCGCCCUUGCCCAGGAGGAAGCCCUAUGCUUCCGCACUUCAUUGCACUUCACCCUCAAGCUCCGCUUCUACCCUCUCCCAGACAAAGCAGCCAUUUACUCGCCCUACGUCCUCGUCAUCAGAGACAGUCUUGCCAACGGCCACAGAUUGCUCGAUUGUCGUGAUCCUAGCAAGUUGCCGGUCAUAAGCGUCGUCAGCGCUGCUGCCAUUCACCAACCCUCGGUCGGUUGUAAGUUGUGUCAACCAAAAGAGCUGUCACACAACUUCUACGCUAGAGGUGAGGACCGUGAUCUUAUGAGGGAGAAGAUCCGAAUCAUUUUCCGGACAGCCAUCACGAACAAGCAUCGCAAAAUUGUGCUGGGCGCCUUUGGGUGCGGGGCAUUCAAAAAUCCUCCCAGGGAGGUGGCUCGUCUUUUCGCAGAGGUUCUUCAAGAGCCAGAGUUCUCAGGCGGUUGGUGGGAGGACGUUGUCUUCGCCGUGCUCAACCAAGGUUCUGCUGGGAAAACGAACUUUAAUUGGUUCGAGCGGGAGUUAGCCGGAUUGCUGGUGUGA